AUGACUUUAUUUUUUGAAAAUUUUACGGAAAUUGGUGGCGUGACAGAAGCUCCGAGCUCAACUGUUAUUCAAGGCUUCGAGCUGAGCCACGAAAUUGGUGCUGGAGCGCAGGUGGCCUCCGAGGUUUACCUGACGUCAAGGCUCCGAGCUGCUCUGGCACUAAUCCUGUUGGGGCGCAGGUGGUUGCCUCCGAGGACAAAUCAGAAUCAUUAUCUGAAUACCUCCCUUGUAGAUGACGAUGAAGAUGACAAGACAAGUAAAAUUUCUACAAAAUCUAAUGUAAUGGAUAAUACUCAUCCUGGCGAAAUGCCAUUCUGUGCUGAAAUUGUAGCGGACAAAAAAAGGAAAAGAGAGAAUGAUGACCUUGCGUGGAUAGAGGAAAACUGCCUAUCAUUAUUAUUUGACGAAGCAAAAGAGGAGAUUUUCAUUGAGAGCAUUGAGAAAAACAGUUUGGCAGAAGAAGAAAAAUUGCCAUUAUUUAAUACACCAUCCAAACACGCACUCUCUAUUGGCGGCAAUUUCCUCAAAAUUUUCAAUCAAAAAUUCCCAAAACCCGUCGAGUCAUCAC
This is a messenger RNA of Paraglomus occultum, 568 nucleotides long. The record is from the annotation of a GenBank genome assembly. Lineage: Eukaryota; Fungi; Glomeromycota; Glomeromycetes; Paraglomerales; Paraglomeraceae.